Molecule: messenger RNA, 2199 nt
Organism: Oryza sativa Japonica Group (Japanese rice)
Lineage: Eukaryota; Viridiplantae; Streptophyta; Magnoliopsida; Poales; Poaceae
Molecular function (GO): 5'-nucleotidase activity
Source: RefSeq, a predicted model, not a curated record
CAUCACUUUCCCACCUUUCGCCUAGGAAAAGCCGGCCGUCGCCGUCUCCCGCCUUCGUCCUCCCCUCCAGCCGCCGACCGACCGAGCGCGAUGGCGGCGGCGCGGCUCCGGCUGCUGUCCGCGGGGCUCCUCUCGCCGGCGGUGUCCAGGGCGCGGCACUCUUCUUCCCUGCAGGGUCUCCGCGCGCUGUCCACGCUCUCCACUACGCUCGGGUCCGGCGCGGGGGAGGACGAGAUCGAGCGCAUCCGCCGCGAGUUCGAGGACGCCAAGCGGAACUACCUCAGCAUCCCCGUCGCCAUCAAGGACAUGGCCAAGAUGAACCCGCAAGGCAUUUAUGUGAACAAGAACGUCAAACUGGAUGACCUGCAAGUCUAUGGUUUUGACUAUGACUACACGCUGUCCCACUACUCCGAGCACCUGCAGUGCUUGAUCUACGAUCUCGCCAAGAAGCACUUGGUCAAUGAGUUGAAGUAUCCGGAGAGCUGCUUGAAGUAUGAGUAUGACCACGGCUUUCCCAUCAGGGGGCUCUAUUAUGACAGAUUAAAAGGUUGCCUUUUGAAGCUUGAUUUUUUCGGGUCUAUCGAACCAGAUGGUUGCUUCUUUGGGCGGCAUAAGCUGAGUUUGAGUGAGAUAAAAGAACUCUAUGGCACACGGCAUAUUGGCAGAGAUCAAGCUCGCCAGCUUGUUGGGCUAAUGGAUGUCUUCUGUUUUAGUGAGGCAUGCCUUCUUGCUGAUAUAGUUCAGCACUUUGUAGAUGCCAGGCUGGAGUUUGAUGCAUCCUAUGUAUAUGAAGACGUAAACCAAUCGAUUCAGCAUGUCCACAGAAGUGGUCUGAUUCACAGGAAAAUUCUUUCGGAGCCUCAGAAAUAUCUGAUAAAAAAUAGCCAGGUCUUCCGUUUCUUAAAGAUGCUAAGAGAGAAGGGGAAAAACCUAUUUCUUCUCACCAACUCACCUUUCUACUUUGUGGAUGGAGGAAUGAGCUACUUGCUUGAGGAUGAGCAUUUUGAUGGGAAUUCCUGGAGGGAGCUCUUUGACGUUGUCAUUGCGCAGGCAAAUAAACCGACUUUCUAUAAUUCAGACCACCCAUUCAGGGUAUAUGACACUCAAAAGGAUACACUAGCUUUUACUGCAGUUGACAAGUUUCUGCCAAAUGAAGUUUAUUAUCACGGUUGCUUAAAAUCAUUUCUGCAGAUUACAAAGUGGAGAGGCCCAGAGGUUAUAUACUUUGGUGAUCAUCUUCUCAGUGACUUGAGAGGGCCUGCAAAAGCUGGCUGGCGAACAGCUGCUGUAAUUCGUGAACUUGAGGAUGAAAUAGAAAUCCAGAAUGGUGACAGCUACCGGUUCCAACAGGCAAAAUUAAGUAUAAUACAUGAUCUACUUGGGAAAGUUCAUGCAACUGUGGUUAGCACUGAGAAAGGACAAGUUUACCGAGCAUUGCUUGAUGAGUUGAAUGCAGAAAGGCGUCAAUGUCGAUCUGCGAUGCGAGAUCUUUUCAAUAGCUCUUUUGGUGCAACCUUCCUUACAGAUACUGGAAGGGAAUCAUCGUUUGCUUAUCACAUCCAUCAAUAUGCAGAUAUUUACACCAGCAAGCUUGAGAAUUUUUUGUCAUAUGCCCCUGAAUCAUGGCUCCAUCCACCUCAUGACAUAAAGAUAAUGCCACAUAAUGCGAAGGUCCCAGCGAGUUUGUUCAGUGGCUCGUAGCUCAUUCUAUCCAUUUCCGAUGGAGAACCGUAACACCCAUUAUGGUUUCUGUGUCCGACCCGAGAGUAUGAACUGCCAUGCCACUGCAUCUGGUUAGCUGAUGAAUAAAGCUUGGGUACACCCAACCCAACAUACGUGGCGCCAACUCAGCAAGAUGUGGCUAGUGCUGCGAUUGACAGAAGAGAAGUGAUGGUUGUUAUGUUCUGUACCGUUAUUUGAGGAUGAUUUCGGUCUGACAGGCGUGGUUUUCUGUUUCCAAGACAUCCAGAGGACUAAACAACCAACCAAAUGAUGGUUGCUAAUAAGAAUUGUUUUCCAAUCAUCCAUCUUGUUUCUCAUUGUUCUAUUCUCCUUUUGGAUGAGAUAUGUAAAACACACAUGAUUCGUAUUCCGUUAACAGUAAAAUCUCCCAAAUUAUGGGUAAUCCUUUUCCUUCAAGCUUCUUUUGAAUGAUCAGCAAGCAAGGAAUGGAUAAACAUAUACAGUAUUUGAAUUUGA